Messenger RNA from Oncorhynchus gorbuscha (pink salmon), 2182 nucleotides. RefSeq names its product protein arginine methyltransferase 2 (gene prmt2). Gene Ontology annotation, biological process: peptidyl-arginine methylation. Gene Ontology annotation, cellular component: nucleus. The transcript has 8 exons. Bases 199 to 1584 code for a protein of 461 amino acids. Gene Ontology annotation, molecular function: protein binding; protein-arginine N-methyltransferase activity. The record is from RefSeq and is a predicted model, not a curated record. Lineage: Eukaryota; Metazoa; Chordata; Actinopteri; Salmoniformes; Salmonidae.
UCCUGGAACCGGAAAUAAACACAGCUGGCUGUAGGCUACACUAAAUUAACAUAAAAAUAUGAAAUAUCGUGCUACUUUUUAUUACCUUUAGAUCGCAAUACCAGUAUAUCUCUGCCCGAGACUAGCAAAUUAAAUUAAUGACUGACUAUAGCUAAAUUAUUAGAAGUUUGUGGACACAACCUCCAGCCUGAAGUUUUGAUGUUUAAGAAAGUUGAUGAUUCGAUCAGGAUGCAUCAGGAGGAUGAAGAUUACACCAAUCCGCCAGAGGAGUUUAUAGGACUGUCUGAUUUCACGAGCUGCGGCAGCGACCAGCUGAGUUUCAGAGCUGGAGACAGGUUACUGGUCCACACCAAGACAUCAGCUGACUGGUGGUGGGCGGAGUUAGGAGGCCUCUGUGGCUACGUUCCAUCUAGUUACCUGAAACAAGAUGUGGAGGACAGUUACCUAAAACAAGGUGUGGAGGAGGACACCUCAGAGGAAACCUCAGAGGACCCCUGGCAGGAUGAAGAGUACUUUGGCAGCUAUGGAACACUGAGGCUUCAACUGGAGAUGCUGAGUGACCGAGCGAGGACGGAGACGUACCGCCAGGUGAUUCUGACCAACAGCGCCCCCCUAAGGGGCAAGGUGGUUAUGGACCUGGGCUGUGGCACCGGAGUCAUCAGCCUCUUCUGUGCCCGCCUGGCCCAGCCCAAAGCUGUUUAUGCAGUGGAGGCCAGCUCCAUAGCAGAACACACUGAGACCCUGGUGAGGCAGAACGGCUGUGAGGAGGUUGUGACAGUCUUCCAGGGUCGGGCUGAGGAGCUGGAGCUACCAGGCACAGUAGACAUCCUGAUCUCAGAGUGGAUGGGCAACUGUCUGCUGUUUGAGUUCAUGAUAGAGUCAGUGUUGCAGGCGCGGGACCGCUGGCUGAGAGACGGGGGGAUGAUGUGGCCCUCUGGGGCCUCUCUCUGCCUGGUCCCCUGUCAGGCCCUGGACUACUACACAGAGAGGAUGGGCUUCUGGGAGCAGCCCUACGGACUGGACUUCACUGCCCUCCAAUCCCUGGCCCAGUCAGAGUUCUUCUCCAGGCCCAGGUUCAGCCACCUCCUCCAGCCUGAAGACUGCCUGGCUACCCCCUGUGAUGUCAUCACUCUGGACAUGCUCACGCUGCAUGUUACAGAUCUAGAGAAGCUGAGGGGCCAGUUUACCUUCAUCGUGGAAAAGGCUGGGACGUUCCACGGGUUCACUUCCUGGUUCAAAGUUCAGUUCCAGAGCCUGGAGAGAGACAAAACCACAUUGGAGUUAGACACUGGGCCCUACUCUGAGCCAACCCACUGGAAGCAGACUCUGUUCAUGCUGGAUGGGCCGAUCUCGCUGCUCGGUGGAGAGACGGUGUCUGGAAUCAUCCUUCUACACCGGAACCCCGUCUGGAGACGUCACAUGACUGUUACCAUCCAAUGGAGAAUCAGCAGCACAGAGGAAACAGGAAACUGCAUGGCAAGUAUCCUCUAUCUUUUACGGGUGAAUCGUAAUUCCCACUUACCUCAAAUGUUCACUUAUACCCAUUUCAGACAGAAGAUGUGGUAUGUUACCUGUAAAGAAUGACCCCCUUUCAAACAGCCCCUUAUUUACCACUUAUUUGCAGGUUUACCCCUUUUAUACAUAUUAGUGAGUAACUGGAAAAUUGGGUGGAGUGGGGGGUGUUGUUAAACCAUGGGGCCUGUUUGUUUACCUCAACUUUUUCACUUAGUUUCCCAUUGACAGUAAUGCAUGACUAAGUGAAAAUUCAACUUACAGUACCAGUCAAAAGUUUGGACACAUCUACUCAUUCACAGGGUUUUUUUCUUUAUUUUUUACUAUUUUCUAAAAAACAAAUGAUAGUCCCACUAAUCCCACAGAUGAGAUGGCGUUUUGCUGUGGUAGCCAUGCGGGUUAAGUGUGCCUUGAAUUCUAAAUAAAACCCUGAUAGUGUCACCCCGACACCAUCACACCACCUCCUCCAUGCUUCACAGUGGGAACCACACAUGCGGAGGUCAUCCGUUCAUCAUCCGUUCCGUCCACUCUGCGUCUCAAAGACAGUGUGGUUGGAACCAAAAAUAUCAAAUGUAGACUCAUCAGAUUUCCACCAGUCUAAUGUCCAUUGCUCGUGUUUCUUGGCCCAAGCAAGUCUCUUCUUAUUAUUGGUGUCCUUUAGUAGUGGUUU